This is a messenger RNA of Acanthochromis polyacanthus (spiny chromis), 1676 nucleotides long. It is a transcript of the gene eif1, whose product is annotated as eukaryotic translation initiation factor 1. Bases 162 to 503 code for a protein of 113 amino acids. Gene Ontology annotation, biological process: translational initiation. The record is from RefSeq and is a predicted model, not a curated record. NCBI's taxonomy places the organism in Eukaryota, Metazoa, Chordata, Actinopteri, Pomacentridae. Gene Ontology annotation, molecular function: translation initiation factor activity; RNA binding; ribosomal small subunit binding. Gene Ontology annotation, cellular component: eukaryotic 43S preinitiation complex. The transcript has 4 exons.
CGAGCUCGACAGGCUCCAUUUUGUGAGAAGCUGACUAAGCUGAGUCGAGCGUCGCUCCCGUGAAGAGGCACAACCCCGAAACGACAAUAGAACAGUCCAAGUUAGCCGACGAACCGCUCGCUAACCAAGUUAUUAUCCGAAAGGAAAGCAAAUCUUAUCGUAUGUCCGGUAUCCAGAACCUCCAACGUUAUGACCCCUUUGCUGAUGCAACUAAGGGUGAUGACCGCCUCCCAGCCGGGACAGAGGACUACAUCCACAUAAGAAUCCAACAGCGGAACGGCAGGAAGACCCUCACUACUGUCCAGGGCAUCUCCGCCGACUAUGACAAGAAGAAGCUAGUCAAGGCUUUCAAGAAGAAGUUUGCCUGCAAUGGGACAGUGAUUGAGCACCCAGAGUACGGUGAAGUGAUCCAGCUGCAGGGAGACCAGCGCAAGAAUAUCUGCCAGUUCCUCAUUGAGAUUGACUUGGCCAAGGAGGAGCAGCUCAAAGUCCACGGCUUCUAGAAGCUUCUUGCAGCCCUCUCCCCUCCUGGAAGGCCAUUAAACUCCCCCAUCCCCCUCUCUUCCCCUUAUCCUAUGUGCUGCUGUUGCUCUUCCUCCCCCCUCUCCCCUUGCAACCCCACCAGCUCCUAUUAGCUAACACGUGAAUUACCUCUGACAAACAUGGGACUCUGUAACACCACCGCCCCGCUACGACACCAGGGGGUAGGCCCGCUCUCGCAAAGACACACCACUGCAGCUCCACACAACAUCAGGGAUGAGUGGUGAUGACCCUCCCUCACACACUUCCUCCUUCCUCGUCCCCUUUGUUUAUUUCCUUUUAAAUUUUUUUCAUUUUAGGUCUCGUGCCAUGUUGCGGAGGCACCGUUUCAUGUAACGUUUUUGUUUUGUACUUCAAGGUGUUUCAAUAAAACAAUGAGUCUCCAUAUAAGGAGUGGAGUGGUGUCCUGGGGUGGGGGCUGGGUGUGUGCAGGAGGGUCUCAGGUGUACUACAGUGUUUACUGCUGAAGUUUGAAGACUGCAGGAGGGAUGUAGGAUGUUUUGUUUGCCAACAUGACUUAUGUAUCUCCUUUGGUUCUGCCUGAGUUCUCCUUUGUUUACUCCACCAGCGGAGCAGAGUAACCGUCAGUACUGACCACCUUCACCACUCCUCCAGCAGAUUUGUUUUUUUUUUUGCUCUUUCUGUUUGAUACAUUUUCUUACCACUUUUUGAUACCAAUCCAAGUAUCAAAGUUGAUGAGCGUUGGGUGGCGGUCGAAGCGAAGCCUGUAACAUGAAGGCUGAAUCAGUUCACAGAUUGACACCAGGGUGGGAAAUGACCUCAACUGCUGGUAUUCUCUGGCUCAGCUUAUCUUGUUAAAUAUUCUUAGAUAGUAAAAUCGAGCCUCUUUGGGGAUUUACUAGCCGGCGACGAGUUUCCUGCUCUGGUGCUCGACCAGCUUUCUGGUUUGGUCCCUCAACAGAUCUGGUACCAAACCUGUGGUUUAUGGACACUUGAAUAUUUUAAUUUCCUGCAAUGCAAUAAUUUAUAAACACGAGUUAAGAUGUAGAGAUGCUGAAGUUCUCCAGUAAAAAUCAAAGCCAUGGCCAGGUCACACUGUGUCACUGUGACUGAAGGUGAUGGAGUCUGUUUUGCAAAUUCCACAUUUGGUUCAAUAAAAUUUCUGCGGUUGAUAA